UGGUUUUCUCAUUCAACGAUAUAUCAUCUUAAUUCUUCUCAAAUAUUUGACAUAUAUAAUUAAAAAUAUAUAUCAAAACUUCCAUCUGUUGAAAAAUGGCCUUCAGUGGGACUCAGCAGAAAUGCAAGGCUUGCGACAAGACUGUUCAUUUCAUUGAAAUGUUGACAGCUGAUGGUGUUUCUUAUCAUAAAACCUGCUUCAAAUGCAGUCACUGCAAUGGAACUCUUGUGAUUAGUAGCUACUCCUCCAUGGAUGGUGUCUUGUACUGCAAGACUCACUACGACCAACUCUUCAAGGAGACUGGCAGUUUGACCAAGAAAUUCCAAACAACUCCAAGGUCACAAAAUGAGAUGAAUAGGACACCUAGCAAACUCUCCUUCAAGUUUUCUGGGACACAAGAAAAAUGUGCUGUCUGCAAAAAAACAGUAUACCCUCUGGAAAGGGUGAAUGUGGAGGGGGAAUUUUUCCACAAGAAAUGCUUCAGGUGUUCCCACGGUGGGUGCUUCCUGACACCCUCAUCCUAUGCUGCUUUGAAUGGAAUUCUCUACUGCAAGCACCACUUUUCUCAGUUGUUCAAGGAGAAGGGAAGCUACAAUCAUCUCAUCCACACUGCUUCAAUGAAGAAGAAUGGAGCAAUUGUCCCUCAAGGAAACCUUGAAUCAGAAUCAAAGCCAAUACCAGAACCUGAAGAUCAGGACGCAGCCCAGUAGGAAGAGCAUGCAUGCAAUAGUAAAAACGUACGUGCACCAUCCAUUAGUGUAAAACAAUUUUCGCGGUUCUUCUUCUUCUUGUCGAUUUCUUCUCAGGACACUGGGCUACUUCCAUGUUCCAUUUUGCUCGUGUGAAGAGGAAUAUAUGGGGGUAUUUCAAUUUGCAAGCAUCUGCAAGGUCUUCUCUCUCUGUAACAAAUGCCAGCGGAAAGAACUGUUCUUCUAUUGUGAUGUUAAAGUAUUAAUUAAAUAAUCAAACUCAUCAUUAUUUA
Messenger RNA from Corylus avellana, 982 nucleotides. Its product is annotated as LIM domain-containing protein WLIM2b-like. The record is from RefSeq and is a predicted model, not a curated record. NCBI's taxonomy places the organism in Eukaryota, Viridiplantae, Streptophyta, Magnoliopsida, Fagales, Betulaceae.